Macrobrachium nipponense is the source of this 900-nucleotide messenger RNA. RefSeq names its product KRAB-A domain-containing protein 2-like. The record is from RefSeq and is a predicted model, not a curated record. Gene Ontology annotation, biological process: DNA integration. Gene Ontology annotation, molecular function: nucleic acid binding. The coding region runs from base 1 to 900 and encodes 299 amino acids. The transcript has a single exon. NCBI's taxonomy places the organism in Eukaryota, Metazoa, Arthropoda, Malacostraca, Decapoda, Palaemonidae.
AUGGCGUGUUCCCAAGAAACACAUUUUUACGACAAAGUGAUGUUAAAGAAAAAUUCGGACUCAAAGUCAUUAACACUGACUAAACUUGAGUAUUACAAUCUGAUAGAGGAACUCAGAGUAGCAGCAUCUGUAAAAGAUAGAUCAAAUGGGCAGUAUUACAUCCUUGGACGUUAUGAAGUUCUUCAGUGUGGUGGUGUUGAAAAGUUGAUAAAAAAACAGGGAAGGAUGAAACUCAAGAACCCGUUUAUUUUGUGCACGUUGAGGAUAUAUAUGUUUGAAACAAUAAAACGUGCUCACAUUGCUAUGGGCCAUGGCGGCAGAGAAAAAAUGGUCAAAGAAUUGUCAAGAUAUGCGAACGUAACGAGAGAUACUGUAGAACUGUUCAAAUCUGUGUGUGUUCAGUGUCAAAAGAAACGAAAGAGAUGUGCGACCAAGGGUGUUACUGUCAAACCGAUUUUAUCUAAGGACUACGGUUCACGAGAUCAGGUGGACCUUGUCGACAUGCAGUCUUGCGCCAAAGGAAAAUAUAAGUGGAUAAUGGUGUACCAAGAUCAUAUAACAAAGUAUUGCAUAUUACGUCCCUUAACUUCAAAGAGAGCAGCUGAGGUUGCAUUCCAGCUAAUGGACAUAUUUUUAAUGUUCAGAGCCCUUCAAAUUCUGCAAAGUGAUAAUGGUAGUGAAUUUACAGCAUUGGUUAUCUCGGAACUCAAACUUCUUUGGCCAUACCUGUUAAUCGUUCAUGGUAAACCAAGGCAUCCACAGAGCCAGGGAUCAGUUGAACGCCUUAACUGCGAUAUAAAAGACGUGCUUAUUUCAUGGUUAGGGGAUAAUCAUACAAGUGACUGGCCCAUGGGACUCAGAUUUGUGCAGUUUCAAAAGAACACCAGUUACCAUUCUUGA